CUGCGGAGGGGAGAAGAGAAUGAAAUAGCUUGAACAAGAAGCCGGGAUCAUGGCGGCACCGCUCGGGCGGGACACUCUACCUGACCACUGGUCCUAUGGAGUUUAUCGAGAUGGCAGGGUCUUCUUCAUCGAUGAUAAAACUCACAGCACUACUUGGCUCCAUCCUCGUACGAGUGAACCUGUCAACUCUGGACACAUGAUACGAUCAGAUUUACCACUGGGAUGGGAAGAAGGAUUCUCGGACGAGGGGGCCAGCUACUUCAUUAACCAUAACCAGAAGAGCACGUCGUUCCGACACCCUGUGACUGGACAGAUAUCUCCAGAAAACACUGAAUAUAUGCUCCACGACAAGACAGAGUCCCGGGGCAUGUYCAAGCCACCGCCACCGGYCAGUCAGAGGCCCCCCAGCAUGGUCAGCCAGACUUCCAAGGCWGUGACCUCAUCAACAGUGGAYGYCACCUCAGGGUCAAAGAAGCAGCACCUCAUCAGACCUCAUGUCAACGUGUUGUCUGCUAUCAGAGGUGCCAGUCAUUUCAAGCAGAGUGUCAGACAGGGCAUUAUUGAUGACCACUUGCUCAUUCUCAAUGACAGCAGAGAGGAGACGGUUUUGGGAGCAUCCCCCUGCCAGUUAUGUCAUCGCCCUGUGGAGCCUGAUGACCACAUCAGCCGCAAGUAUGCCUUCAAGGCGAGCCACACAGGAAUGCGCUCCUACAUUUACAAUAAGAACUCUGUGAUUGGCUCGCAGGCAGAGCACGGUGGGAUGAGGACGUACUUCUUCAGUGCCGACACGCAGGAGGACAUGAAUGGUUGGAUCCGAGCCAUGAAUCAGGCUGCUCUCAUGCAGAGUCAAGGCAUCAAGAGGUUAGUCCCUCCCUUCCAGGCGAGCCACACAGGAAUGCGCUCCUACAUUUACAAUAAGAACUCUGUGAUUGGCUCGCAGGCAGAGCACGGUGGGAUGAGGACGUACUUCUUCAGUGCCGACACGCAGGAGGACAUGAAUGGUUGGAUCCGAGCCAUGAAUCAGGCUGCUCUCAUGCAGAGUCAAGGCAUCAAGAGAAAGCUCAGCCAUCCAGCCACGGAGGUAGAGGUAGACAGGCUCUCCCCAGACACUCUCCCUGGCCCCUCACACCCCAGGAAUGGCCAGGCCCACACAGUCCUCGCCACGCUGCCCCCUGAGCAGAAUGGGAACGUCGUGUAUAAGAGGGGCUUUGUCCCACGGACAGCCACAGAGAAGCAGGUGCAGAGGAAGACUGCUCUGGCUCAGGUGGAGCACUGGGUCAAAGUACAGAAGGGAGAUCCCAAGAGCAACACACCUACUACUGAGUACGCCCUCCCCCUUCCYCGGCGGACGCCUCCCCUGCAGCCUAARGCCGUGGUAGUAGAGGCCUACCAGACAUUGCCAAAGACCCCCAGACUCCCGUCUGGCGGGAGCUCCCCUUCGGCGCCCCGCAACCUGCCCAGCGACUACAAAUACGCCCACGACCGGCUCAGCCACUUCCGCAUGUCCACCGAUGAGCGCAUGGCCACCAAGGAGGGCAUGGUAUGGCAGCUGUAUGAGUGGCAGCAGCGCCAGCAGUUCCGCCACGGCAGCCCCACGGCGCCCAUCUACACCGGGCCAGACUUCCUGGACACAGCCUCCUUCAGGGUCAUUGUGGAGCUGCCUCGAAACCUUCCAAACCCUGCAGAUGAUACUUACAUGCAACUGAAGAAGGACCUGGAUUAUCUCGAUCUGAAGGUUACAGGGCGUGAAACUCUGAAAGACAGACCAUCGAGACCUGUUAAGAUAGCAGAGAGCGAUGUUGAUGUCAAGUUAAGUCGACUGUGUGAACAAGACAAGAUCCUUCAGGAGCUGGAAACAACGAUACGCACGCUCAAGGAAGACAAGGACAAGUUGGAGUCCGUGCUGGACGUGUCCCACCAGCAGAUGGAGCAGUACCGGGACCAGCCGGCCCACCAGGAGAAGAUAUCCUACCAGCAGAGACUACUGCAGGAGGACGUGGUGCACAUCAGAGCUGAGAUCUCCCAGGUGUCCACGGAGAUGGAGAAUGCGUGGAACGAGUACAGCAGCCUGGAGAGAGAUGUAGACUGGUUGAGGACAGCUCUGGAGGGCCAGAUGAACCGCAGUGGUCUCUCUCAGAAGGAGAAGUCCCAGAUCAAGAGGGAGUUGUGGAGGGUUGAAGACGUAAUAGCAGGCCUCAGCUCCAGCAAAGCCAACUACCUAAUCACCAUCUCCUCUGUGACCAACCCAGAGAGAAAACUUGUGCCUUCUGUGUCGCCGUCGUCAAUGCCUUCUCUGUCUGCCAGUCCCUCCCUGGGAGAGAUGAGACUGGCCCAGCAGCACAGCCCCCACCUCAGCCCCACAACCCCCACCUCCACCCAGCACACCACCGCAGCUCUCCCCAUGUCUGUGCCAAAAUGGGCAGAUGAGGGCGCCCCUCCCCGACCACCACUACCUCAGCUAUACAGUCCUGAGGACCACGCCCCGGCCGUGCCUCCGCCGCCCAGGGAAACCAGCGUCAUCAGACACACGUCUGUACGAGGCCUCAAACGACAGUCUGACGAACGCAAGCGGGACAGGGAGAUCGGCCAAUACASCAACGRMGACAAYAAGGUGUGUGUUUGGAGAGAGCUAUGGAGCCGUGUGUCUGUGUGUCUGUGUGGUACUGAUAUCKGUCUCUGUGGGUGUCAGGUGGAGCUGCGCACCUUCCUGAGUGAACCUGAGCUUCUGGGAGUGGGAGGGUCUGGUCACAUGAGGAUGGGGGCCUUGGGGCAUGAUGGUGGCUACCAGACCCUGCCAAGCAGAGGGCCGGCUGGCUCCUCAUCCAGGCUAAAUCAGUCCACAAACAUCUCCUCAUAUGUUACCCUCAGAAGAGGAGCCUCAGCCGCCUCAGGCCUGAAGGAGAGACCAAAGAGUGCCUUGGAGCGUCUGUACUCUGGGGAUGUGCUGCAGCAGCAGAGCAGGGGGAGGAUGAGUGCUGAGGAGCAGCAGCAGAGCAGGGGGAGGAUGAGUGCUGAGGAGCAGCUGCAGAGGCUGAAGAGGCACCAGAAAGCUCUGGUCCGCCAGCGCAAGAGGACCCUGAGUCAAGGAGAACGCCAGGCCUCCUCAUCAUCACAGCAACGCCCCCUUUCCGCAGACCUGGGCUCAGUACGUUAGAGCUACGCCUCACACGCCUAAAGCAUGACCAUUAGAGCUACAGCUACAAUGCAUGCAGAAGUAACAAUGUAUAUUAGUAACAAUACAUUUCAGUUGCAUAGGAUUUUCAUUGUGCCGUUGAUGUGAGUUUGAGUGUGUGAGUUGGUGUGAAC
This is a messenger RNA of Salvelinus sp. IW2-2015, 3306 nucleotides long. Lineage: Eukaryota; Metazoa; Chordata; Actinopteri; Salmoniformes; Salmonidae. The record is from RefSeq and is a predicted model, not a curated record.